AUGAUUCGUACACUGCAAGAGAUUAAGGGUGGUGAAGGUCCCAUCAAGGUAGGGGCUACUGGAAAAGUCAGUGCCCUCAUGAUGCAGGAGCUAGACACCAUGAAACUCACAUCUCACUCCUCUAUAUCAUCGAGGAAGAAACCACAAACCGUCCCAGUUUCAGUAUCUUGUGGUAUGCCGACAAAAAGACUACAACCAAGAAGAAGAACAUCAAAUGGUGCAAGUACAAGUGACAGCAUGAGCAAUGAGGAUGUUUCUGUAGAUAGAACUCCCAGUAGAGGCAAAACUGAGAAGAAAGGAUGCCAGAUUGUUGAAAUUGUGGACUUCAACUGUGGGAAUCCUGAUAAAGCUUGGUCUGGUCCUAUUACCAACCAACUCAAGAGGCUCAGCUUCACUAGACUUUCUGAAUAA
Ilex paraguariensis (yerba mate) is the source of this 411-nucleotide messenger RNA. Lineage: Eukaryota; Viridiplantae; Streptophyta; Magnoliopsida; Aquifoliales; Aquifoliaceae. The record is from the annotation of a GenBank genome assembly.